AUGGGGAAGCUGGGGAUAUUACUUGUGAUAUUAUCGAUAAUGUGGAGGCUUCAAUGUUCUAUAGAAACAGCACAAGUUUCUAGCGAGCCCAAGAAGCCUGGCCAUACCAUAUCAAAAGGGCAUAAGAACUGCGAUUUGACGCUCAAUCUUCAAUUGGGUAGUGUAUUGAGAAGCAUGCUUCGAUACUAA
Prunus armeniaca (apricot) is the source of this 189-nucleotide messenger RNA. Lineage: Eukaryota; Viridiplantae; Streptophyta; Magnoliopsida; Rosales; Rosaceae. The record is from the annotation of a GenBank genome assembly.